AUGCGGCAUGUUCUGCGUGGGCUUGAGGUACUACUUGCUAGCGUCCUUUGCGUCGCGAGCCGAAGCCCCGAAGAGGCGUGCGCGGACUUGAGCAGAGCGUGGGCUGAUGUUGCACGAAAGGGGUUGGACUACUACGCUGAGGCCGACAGCAAAGGUAUUAAGAUCACAGUUAGCCGCGAUGUGCGCUCCAAGGCAUCGUCGGAUGCAGUUACUGCGACCGCGGCUCAGUAUAGAGAGUUUCUCGAAGACUUCGGGAACUUUGACGAGACCUGCGCCAGCAGCGAUGCAGAGACCCAUGUGCAAACGGCGGCGAGGCUUUGCCGGAGGUUUUUCCUGCUGUUGUUCAAGCCGCGGUCACAAGCGAGGCGCCUGCUGGAAGAGGGACAGGUUUUGGACGAUGGUCUGGCGGAGUUCAUGUCGGCGGCGACGCCGUGGUCGCUUCUGCUUCACUCAGGAUGGCCAGUCUUCCCUCUUGCUGCGCUGGUGGAAUCGGAACUCAGAGAGGACACGCGCGUGUCUUUGGCCGUGUCGCGGCUGGGAUGGAAGGAGCCUUCAGAGAACUGCAACGAGGAGCAGGAGGCUGUCCGUUUGGCAGCUUCCCUGUACGUCGGAGAAGGCCGAACCGUGAAACUCACUCACAUUAUCGACUUUUUUCACCAAGAGGUAGGCGACGCAGAUCUGGUUGGUGAGGAAUUCAUUACCGCUGUGGCACGAGCCAAGCCACGCCACCCUGGCAUUUGCACUGCGGCUUUGGGUGUAGCCUAUGCUGCGCUUGCAGAUGCUUUGCAAUGCCACUGGCGACGACCGACGUCGACGAUCAUGCACCAACUUAUUGAUAUCGCCGUCGAGAAGGCCCAGGGAGGAGCCUUGCGGACCUUCGGUGAAGCUGCCGAAUCUUUCAACGCCUUGGCGAGCUCCCGAUGGCCCUUGCUACCGCUGCUCUCCCGAUUGCAGCCCAAGUCGGCACCUACGUCAACGGGUGUCUUGGUGUCCUGGUCAUCUCGAGAGGCUGAGCUGGGUGGCCUGAACUGGGCGAAGAACUUCGCGCAGGAGGUCUUCAGCUUCCACGACUUCGUGCUUGAGGAAGAUGUGGACUGUGCCGACAUCUUCGUGUAUCGCUCGUCGCUGCCGGCAAACUUCGGUGGCGUCCUCAUUUUCGUGGAUGGAGAGGGGAGCCCGGCGGAUUCUCUGCAAGAGGAGCUGCUUCAGUCGUACCCGGCAUCGAUCGUCGUUGGCCCUUUGCCUGCUGGAGGCGACUCUGUCUUCUUUCCAGUGCCUUAUGCGUCUACGUCUUUUGCAUCACGCAGCGUCGCGACACCAAGUGGCUUGCUUCUGCCAAGACCAGUGGAACUGGAGGAUCGACCUGGUUUUGCUGCGUACCUGGUGUACAAAUGCUAUCCUCACAGAGAGCGUUUCUUCAGACUGCUGGACGCGAGAGGGCGCGAAGCUGGCCUGGGCCCAGUGGAGACCCUAUCUCGGUGUGGCGAUGCCGGCGAAAUAGAUCGAACGUCACAAAGAUACGCUGAGACCUACAUGGACGAUGCUGCAGAUCUUUUCCGACGAUUUCGUUUCGCGCUGGUCUUCGAGAACAAGAUUCAAACAAGGUACGUGACCGAGAAAAUUGUGAACGCCUUCGUUGCCGGAGCCGUCCCGAUUUACUGGGGAUCCGACUUUGUCUCUGAACUGUUCAAUACCGAUGCCAUGAUCUGGGUGAACUCUUUCGAAUCUUUCGAGGCGGCCGUGGAACACGUCAUCCGCGUUGCUUCGGAACCAGAGCUAUACGCAGCUUAUGCUUCAGCACCUCCAAUCAGGAAUACGUCUGCCGGUCGGUGGUACUUUUCCUGGCAUCGCGAUGCACCAUCUCUGGAUGACGAAGCGCCGACGCUGCGCGAGGAGCUUGCAGCUGCGGCUAUGAAGAUGCAUGCGGCUGGGCUGGACGGCAGCUUGCAAGCAGUGGAACGGCGCCCGUUCGACUAUGCCGAGACCUUCCCCUCUUGA
Symbiodinium sp. CCMP2592 is the source of this 1998-nucleotide messenger RNA. The record is from the annotation of a GenBank genome assembly. NCBI's taxonomy places the organism in Eukaryota, Dinophyceae, Suessiales, Symbiodiniaceae.